Molecule: messenger RNA, 252 nt
Organism: Macrosiphum euphorbiae (potato aphid)
Lineage: Eukaryota; Metazoa; Arthropoda; Insecta; Hemiptera; Aphididae
Source: the annotation of a GenBank genome assembly
AUGGCUCCUACUACUUAUAUUAAAUAUAGUGAUGUGUUAAGUGAAGAUAUAGAAGCUUCUGCUUGGAAUGUUAUGAAGCAGGCUGGGAUUGAAGAAAAGAAAUUGGCACUUGAAGCAAAUUAUGUUGAUAUUGAUGGCAUACCUAUGUGUCCAGUAAUCGCGGAUGGACAAUGGAGUAAAAGGAGUUACAAGACAAAAUACGACGCAUUUUCAGGAGCAGUAAGAAUGUUUUAUAAUGUAUUUAAACUUUAA